AUGCAGUCUUGGAUCGAUAUCAUAAAUUUUACGGCUGCUUGUUUCUCAUCACCAGUGUUACCGGCACCCGUCAGUUCGCGGCAGUCGUUUCACAGACCGUUGCUUCCGAGCACUGCGUCAAAGCUGACCAUGGAUGAGCAACUGAAGGUUCAUACAACCCGCAUCGCCGAACUGGAAAAAUGCCUUGACCAGUUGAGGGAUGCCGCUCCCGUGCCGACGUCGAAGUCUCGCGUCUUACAAGAUUAUGCCCAAAAGGAAAUCUUCCUCUUAUACGAG
Messenger RNA from Soboliphyme baturini, 276 nucleotides. Lineage: Eukaryota; Metazoa; Nematoda; Enoplea; Dioctophymatida; Soboliphymatidae. The record is from the annotation of a GenBank genome assembly.